Messenger RNA from Vicia faba (fava bean), 1956 nucleotides. The record is from the annotation of a GenBank genome assembly. Lineage: Eukaryota; Viridiplantae; Streptophyta; Magnoliopsida; Fabales; Fabaceae.
AUGGCGGUUCAACAAAAAGGCAAGUUUUUUAUCUUCUGUUUGCUUAUCUUUUUCUCUUCUGUUCAUGUAUCUUGUAACCCUAUUACCCCUGAAUCAUGUUCGAUACAAUCACCGUCCAAAUCCAAUGAUGAAUCUGUUUCUGAAUACAAAACAAGUAAUGAUCAAUUGAAUCAACAAGUUUUGUUGAAUAAGCUUGAAGAGUUGGUGAGAAAUCUAAGUGAUAUAGUUGCGAGAUUAGAGUCAAAACAACUGCAGCAUGAGCUUCCUAAGGUUGCUCAAGAAAAAAGUAGGUUUACUCAGGUAAAGGGUGGUGGUGAUGAUGGAAGAUCUAGUGAUAGUAGAGUAGUUGUUGAAGAUGGUGAAUUUGAGGGGAAAACUCAAAAUGGUGAUAGAGCUAAGGGAAUGUCUGUGACCAAGUAUACUCCUUUUUGGUCAGAGAGGUUUCAAUUUGCAUCUGCUGUGAAAUUGGAUUCUGAUGCAACUUGUAUAAAUGUUUUGCCUUUUAAAGAUCACGAAGGGUUAAGUAAGUAUGUAGCAGUUAGUGAUGAAAAGGGAAGGGUUUAUGUGUUUUUGAGAAAUGGUGAUGUGUUGGUUGAGUUUGAUACUUUGUUGGAUUCGCCUAUUACGGCUAUGGUUUCCUAUACUUCUGCUUUUAAGAAUGAGAGUUUUGUUGUAACUGGUCAUGAAAAUGGGGAGAUGUUGAUACAUAGAGUUUGGGAGGGAUCGGGUGGCGAAGAUUGGAGUUCGCUGUUCAUGGAAAAUGUUGGUAAGUGUGUCUCACCUGAAAAUCAUGAGAAUGGUUUGGCUAUAACUUUGUUGGAAGUUCAUUUUGUAAGGAGGAUGAAGUAUAUUCUAUCGGCCGAUACUAGUGGGAAGAUUAAGGUUUUUAAGGAAAGCGGUUUGUUUUAUGGUUCUGUUACGCCGAGUAAUAAGCCGUUAGUUUUCUUGAAGCAAAGGCUUAUGUUUUUGACAGAAACUGGUGCAGGAUCUAUUGAUUUAAGGGGCAUGAAACUCAGAGAAUCUGAAUGUGAAGGGUUGAACCAUUCUCUUGCUAGAGGUUACGUGUUCGAUGCCACGGACCGUUCCAAGGCUUAUGGAUUUACGUCUGACGGUGAUUUGAUUUAUAUCUUGUUGCUUGGAGAUGUAAUGAACUUCAAAUGCAGGGUUAGGUAUAAGAAGAAGUUUGAAAUGGAGGAGCCUCUUGCCAUGCAGGUAAUUAAAGGGUACUUGCUAAUUGUUAACCCUAAAAAGGUUUUCGUGUUUAAUGUUUCGUCUCCUCAUUAUGUGAGAGUCGGGGUGCCUCGGCCGAUUUUCUCCUCAAGCAUCGAUGAGCUUAGGUCCUCAUUCUUGAAUAAUCCGACCCCGAGUUUGGAUGACGAAACGAAAGUGAUGAUACCGUUGAUAGCUAGUGACCGCGAAAAGCUUGUUAUCGUUGGACUUGGAGGCGGUUACGUUGGAAUGUAUCAUUCCAAUCUACCUAUCUUUAAAGGCGAGUAUAAUACCAUGAUGUGGACUAGUCCGGUAUUGUUCUUCGUACUUUUCCUUUUCGGGGCUUGGCAUUUUUUCUCCAAAAAGAAGGAAGCACUUACAUCAUGGGGACCGGACGACCCCUUAGCAUCAACAUCCGGCGCUCCCUUGGCAUCUAGUUCAACCGAAAGAUCUUUUGUCGACUCUUCUUCGAGAACUUCUGCUGAUGUUAUGGAUCUUAGAAGUGGAGCUCUCAGAGGUCCACCACCGCCCAGAAGGUAUGGCUCUCCUACAAGGUUUCCUGGUGGAGCAGCAAGUAACUACAGACUAGGUACUGCUGAUCAUAAUCCUAGACCAGCUUCAGUUGAUCCUGAUUUUCGAGCAGCAUCUGAGCUUAAAUAUAGAGCAUCAACUAUGGAUCCUCCUGGUUUCCCUAAAAGAAGAGAUGGCAUGUUUGUAGGAAACCAAGUUGUAAAUGAUCGCAGUUGA